This is a messenger RNA of Mustela lutreola (European mink), 4239 nucleotides long. It is a transcript of the gene PLCB3, whose product is annotated as phospholipase C beta 3. Gene Ontology annotation, biological process: lipid catabolic process; phosphatidylinositol-mediated signaling. The record is from RefSeq and is a predicted model, not a curated record. The coding region runs from base 133 to 3828 and encodes 1231 amino acids. The transcript has 31 exons. Gene Ontology annotation, molecular function: calmodulin binding; calcium ion binding; phosphatidylinositol-4,5-bisphosphate phospholipase C activity. NCBI's taxonomy places the organism in Eukaryota, Metazoa, Chordata, Mammalia, Carnivora, Mustelidae.
ACAGACUGGCGGGCGGGCGGGCGCUGACGCCGCGGGGCCGGAGCGGGCCGCGCGGGAGCGCGCGGAGGGAGCAGCGGCGCCGUCUGUCCUCGUCGGGGCUCCGGGGGUCCCCGACUCGCCCCUAGCCGGGCCAUGGCCGGCGCCAGGCCCGGCGUCCACGCGCUGCAGCUGGAGCCGCCCACCGUGGUAGAGACCCUGCGGCGCGGGAGUAAGUUCAUCAAAUGGGACGAGGAGGCCUCCAGUCGGAACCUGGUAACCCUGCGUGUGGACUCCAAUGGCUUCUUUCUGUAUUGGACCGGACCCAACAUGGAGGUGGACACACUGGACAUCAGUUCCAUCAGGGACACGCGGACGGGUCGCUACGCCCGCCUGCCCAAGGACCCCAAGAUCCGGGAGGUGCUGGGCUUUGGGGGCCCUGAUGCCCGGCUGGAGGAGAAGUUGAUGACGGUGGUAGCUGGGCCAGACCCGGUGAAUACGACGUUCUUGAACUUCAUGGCCGUGCAGGAUGACACAGCCAAGGUCUGGACCGAGGAGCUGUUUAAGCUGGCUAUGAACAUCCUGGCUCAGAACGCCUCCCGGAACACGUUCCUGCGAAAAGCAUACACAAAGCUGAAGCUGCAGGUGAACCAGGACGGACGGAUUCCGGUGAAGAAUAUCCUGAAGAUGUUUUCAGCAGAUAAGAAGCGGGUAGAGACUGCACUGGAAUCCUGUGGCCUCAAUUUCAACCGGAGUGAGUCCAUCCGGCCCGACGAGUUUUCCUUGGAGAUCUUCGAGCGGUUCCUGAAUAAGUUGUGUCUGCGGCCAGACAUUGACAAGAUCCUGCUGGAGAUAGGCGCCAAGGGCAAGCCUUACCUGACGCUGGAGCAGCUCAUGGACUUCAUCAACCAGAAGCAACGGGACCCGAGGCUCAACGAGGUGCUGUACCCACCCCUGCGGCCGUCCCAGGCCCGGCUGCUCAUCGAGAAGUAUGAGCCCAACCAGCAGUUCCUAGAGCGAGACCAGAUGUCCAUGGAGGGCUUCAGCCGCUACCUGGGCGGUGAGGAGAACGGCAUCCUGCCCCUGGAGGCCCUGGAUCUCAGUGCGGACAUGACCCAGCCGCUGAGCGCCUACUUCAUCAACUCCUCACACAACACCUAUCUCACAGCGGGGCAGCUGGCCGGGACCUCGUCGGUGGAGAUGUACCGGCAGGCGCUGCUGUGGGGCUGCCGCUGCGUGGAGCUGGACGUGUGGAAAGGCCGGCCGCCCGAGGAGGAGCCCUUCAUCACCCAUGGCUUCACCAUGACCACGGAGGUGCCGCUGCGGGACGUGCUCGAGGCCAUUGCGGAGACUGCCUUCAAGACCUCACCUUACCCUGUCAUCCUCUCUUUUGAGAACCACGUGGACUCGGCAAAGCAACAGGCCAAGAUGGCCGAGUACUGCCGGUCCAUCUUUGGGGACGCACUGCUCAUCGACCCACUGGACAAGUACCCGCUGGCCCCAGGCGUCCCCCUGCCCAGCCCGCAGGAUCUGAUGGGCCGCAUCCUGGUGAAGAACAAGAAGCGACACCAGCCCAGCACCGGUGUCCCCAACAGCUCUGUGCGCAAGCGGCCCCUGGAACAGAGCAACUCGGCCCUGAGCGAGAGCUCGGCCGCCACCACUGAGCCCUCCUCCCCUCAGCUCGGGUCCCCCAGCUCUGACAGCUGCCCAGGCCUGAGCAACGGGGAAGAAGUGGCCCUGGAGAAGCCCAGCCUGGAGCCUCGCAAGUCUCUGGGCGAGGACGGGCUACAGCGGGGCACUGAUGCUCUUGGAUCUGCAGACCGUGAGGAUGAGGAGGAGGAUGAGGAAGAAGAGGAACAGACAGAUCCUAAAAAGCCAACCACAGAUGAGGGCACUGCCAGCAGUGAGGUCAAUGCCACCGAGGAAAUGUCCACACUCGUCAACUACAUCGAGCCUGUCAAGUUCAAGUCCUUUGAGGCUGCUCGAAAAAGGAACAAAUGCUUCGAGAUGUCAUCCUUCGUGGAGACCAAGGCCAUGGAGCAACUGACCAAGAGCCCCAUGGAGUUUGUGGAAUACAACAAGCAGCAGCUCAGCCGCAUCUACCCCAAGGGCACCCGCGUGGACUCAUCCAACUAUAUGCCCCAGCUCUUCUGGAAUGUCGGCUGCCAGCUUGUCGCGCUCAACUUCCAGACCCUGGACGUGGCGAUGCAGCUGAACGCAGGCGUGUUCGAGUACAACGGGCGCAGCGGCUACCUGCUCAAGCCCGAGUUCAUGCGGCGGCCAGACAAGUCCUUCGAUCCCUUCACCGAAGCCAUCGUGGACGGCAUCGUGGCCAAUGCCUUGCGGGUCAAGGUGAUCUCGGGGCAGUUCCUGUCGGACAGGAAGGUGGGCAUCUAUGUGGAAGUGGACAUGUUCGGCCUCCCCGUGGAUACGCGGCGCAAAUACCGCACUCGGACUUCUCAGGGGAAUUCCUUCAAUCCCGUAUGGGACGAGGAGCCCUUUGACUUCCCCAAGGUGGUGCUGCCCACGCUGGCUUCCCUGCGCAUCGCGGCCUUUGAGGAGGGCGGCAAGUUUGUGGGGCAUCGAAUCUUGCCCGUCUCGGCCAUCCGCUCAGGGUACCACUACAUCUGUCUGCGGAACGAGGCCAACCAGCCGCUCUGCCUGCCGGCCCUGCUCAUCUACACUGAAGCCUCUGACUACAUUCCUGACGACCACCAGGACUACGCGGAGGCCCUUAUCAACCCCAUCAAGCAUGUCAGCCUGAUGGACCAGAGGGCCAAGCAGCUGGCUGCCCUCAUUGGGGAGAGCGAGGCUCAGGCCAGCCCAGAGACCUGCCAAGAGACUCCGUCUCAGCAGCUGGGGUCCCAGCUGACCCCAAACCCCACACCCAGCCCACUGGACACUUCCCCGCGCCGGGCCCCAGGCCCGGCCACGUCCUCUAGCAGCACCUCCCUCAGCAGCCCAGGCCAGCGGGAUGACCUCAUCGCCAGCCUCCUCUCAGAGGUGGCCCCGGCCUCGCUGGACGAGCUCCGAGGCCACAAGGUGCUGGUGAAGCUCCGGGGCCGGCAGGAGCGAGAGCUUCGAGAGCUGCACAAGAAGCACCAGCGCAAGGCCGUUGCCCUCACGCGCCGGCUGCUCAGCGGCCUGGCCCAGGCCCGGACGGAGGGCAGGUGCCGCCCACGGCCGGGUGUCCCAGGUGGGGAGAACGAGGAGGAGGAGGAGGAAGAGGCGAAGCAGUAUCAGGAAUUCCAGAAGAGACAGGUGCAGAGUCUCCUGGAGCUGAGGGAGGCCCAGGCUGAUACUGAGGCUGAGCGGCGGCUGGAGCACCUGAGACAGGCUCAGCUGCGGCUCAGGGAGAUUGUCCUGGAGGCUCACACAACUCAGAUCAAGAGGCUGAAGGAGGUGAACGAGAGGGAGAAGAAGGAACUGCAGAAGAUUCUGGACAGGAAGCGUCAUAACAGUAUCUCAGAGGCCAAGACAAGGGAGAAACAUAAGAAGGAGGCGGAACUGACAGAGAUUAACCGCCGGCACAUCACCGAGUCGGUCAACUCUAUCCGUCGGCUGGAGGAGGCCCAGAAGCAGCGGCACGAGCGCCUUGUGGCUGGGCAGCAGCAGGUCCUACAGCAGCUGGCAGAGGAGGAGCCCAAGCUGCUAGCCCAGCUGGCCCAGGAGUGCCAGGAACAGCGGGCAAGGCUGCCCCAGGAGAUCCGCCGGAGCCUGCUGGGCGAGACGCCGGAGGGGCUGGGGGACGGGCAUCUGGUGGCCUGUGCCAGUAACGGUCACGCACCUGGAAGCAGCGGGCACCUGUCCGGCGCUGACUCGGAGAGCCAAGAGGAGAAUACGAAGCUCUGAACUGGACGAGCUCGAGAGGUGGCCGCAGGAGGGGUGCUGGGAGGGCAGGAAGCUAAGACACUAAUGCCUUUUUUUUUUUUUUUAACUUUCUAUCUUUAGAAAUUUUAUUUUUUUAAACUGGGGCGAGCACCCCACACUAACUCCCUUCUUUCACCCUCCUGGAGCCCCAUUAGUCCCCAGCCCCUCCUUCCUGCCUUCAGUCCUAAGGAGGGUGCUGGGUCACUGGGCCACCCGGGUUUUGCCCUCCCAUGAUACCCACGCCCCAGAGUGGGAGCUGACUCCCUCACUUCCCCGGGGAACACUGGCAGAGACUUUGAGCUCUGGGAAGUAGGGGGUCAUAUGCUUUCUCUAUUCUUUGGGAAUCUUUUUUUUUUUUUUUUUUUUUACAUGAAUAAAAGUGGAUUUCAGGGA